UUUCCGUCCAAGUUCUUCUCUUGCAGUUUAAUAUUCCAAACCCCAAUCGCAAAAAGAUAAAACAGACGUAAUCCCAAACACAAAAGGUCACUCCUUGACGGCCGCAGCCUUCCAUUUGUCCUCCCUUCUCCUCCUCCUCCGCCUCCUUCAGUUUCGUCCGCACUCGAUCCUUCUGGUUCGAUGAAACCCAGAUCGUUUCCUCUUCUGGGUUGGAACAAUUCGCCCCCAAUCUUCAUUUUACCAUCUCCUCCAAGCCUCUGUUUAUUCAAUUGUCCGAGCCAGUCUUUGGAGCUCUAGUGGGUUUGGUUUCGCGAUGCAAAUUUCUGAUUCAUCGGAGAUUGUCUCGGAGCUGCAGUCCUCACCGCCGGAUGCCGAGGUUUUCUCCGAGUUUCAGCUCCUCGUGGAGAAGUUCGACCCAAUUCUGGUCCACAUUAGAAACAGCCAGUCAGCCGUGGCGAAGGAACCGGUUCGAAAAGCGAUUAAAUCGCUCGACAGAGAGCUUGGAAAUGCUAAGGCUUUGAUCGCCAAUUGUGCUAGCGAGUCGAGAUGGGUGGUGCCCAUUAAGCGGGUUGAGGAGAUGACUCGAGAUCUGGGCAGAUCUUUAGGCCUUGUCCUGUUUGCGGGGAUUGAUCUUCCUAUAGAGAUCAAGGAGACGGUUGCAGCGCUUCACAGGGAGCUGAUGAAUCGCAGGUUUGGUACUACAAGUGUAAGUUCUAGCCCAACCCGCAGCCAGAGCAAUUUUUCUGCUGCAAAUCUUAGUCCGAAGUCAAGUCAAGAGUCCAGUGGUGUCGUCAACGAGCUAGAAUCAGUCAUUGCAGAGCAGGGUGCUGCUACUCUCAGCAGUGAGGAUGUUGCCUUGCAGCUCAAGUAUGGAAAUGAUGAAGAGUUUCGUCUUGCAAUAAUGGGAUUGCAGAAUUUGAUUGGGAAUGAAAUGGUGGAUAGAGAGUGGAUUGAUGAUGAGGGGAUUCUCGUUAUCUUGUUCAAUCGGGUAGGUUCGAGUAAAGCUGACACUCGGUUGGCUGUCAUUCAAACCCUGAGAAACCUUGCUUUGACAUAUCCAGAAAUCAAGGUGAAUUGAUCACAUUAUUUGCAAAAGGAGAUUAAAAAGAUAAUAUAUUUUUCGUUAAAUCUUGGAUGCUAACAAUCUGUGAUAGUCUGCAGGACAGGAUGGGAGAUGCUGGGAAUCUGUCAUUGCUCGUGCAAUCGUUAGCACGGAACAUGGAUGAAGGGAGGGAAGCUGUGGAAUUGUUGCUUCAACUGUCUGAGGUUUCAUUGGUGAGGCGAAGGAUUGGGAAAGUUCAGGGAUGCAUUGUGAUGUUAGUUGCGAUGACACUGAAUCGAGACGAUCCAACAACAACAGCCUCCGCUGAUGCAGCUGCCAAGCUGUUGGAUUCAUUGUCAAGCAAUGUCCAAAGCGCCCUUCACAUGGCUGAGGCUGGCUACUUCUACCCCUUGGUCCACCAUCUCAAGGAAGGUUCAGAUAUGAGUAAGAUUCUCAUGGCAACAGCACUUUGCAGAAUGGAGCUCACAGAUCAAAGCAGAAGUUCAAUUGGGGAAGAUGGAGCCAUAGAGCACUUAGUAAACAUGUUCAAAGCUGGCAAGCUUGAAGCCAAGCUAUCUGCUUUAAGCGCAUUGCACAAUCUGUCAAGGUUUGAAGAUAAUAUAAAGCGUUUGAUCAGCUCGGGUAUUGUAGUACCUCUGCUUCAGUUGCUCUUCUCGGUGACUUCUGUUCUCAUGACCCUCCGAGAACCAGCUUCAGCCAUACUUGCCAGGAUCGCUGAAUCUGAGUCCAUUCUGAUACACCAGGAUGUGGCAGCUCAGCAGAUGCUCUCGCUGUUGAAUCUAUCGAGCCCAGUAAUUCAGUGUCACCUCCUGAAAGCUCUCAACAGCAUUGCUUCCCAUUCCAGUGCCUCCAAAGUUCGGAAGAAGAUGAAAGAAAAUGGCGCUAUCCAUCUUCUGCUGCCAUUCCUGACCGAAACAAACUCAAAUAUAAGAGCUGCCGCUUUGAACUUCCUUUACACCCUCUCUAAAGAUUCAGCGGAAGAAUUAAUGGAACAGAUAGGGGAAUACCACCACCUUUGCAACAUUAUCAAUCUGAUCUCAUCAUCACUGGUAUCCGAAACUGAGAAGGCUGCUGCGAUUGGAAUCCUGAGCAACAUUCCUGUCAAUGACAAGAAGGCAACAGAGAUGUUUAAGAAGGCUAACUUGCUGCCAAUUCUCAUCUCAGUGAUGAAUUCUUCUUCUUCUUCCUCGACUUCACCACAGACUAGAGACUGGUUAGCAGAGAGCAUUGCCGGGGUAUUAAUUCGCUUCACGAUUCCUUCGGAUAAGAAACUGCAGCUUCUUGCAGCAGAACUGGGCCUGAUCCCCUUGCUCGUGAAACUACUGUCACCUGGCUUUCCUUCAGUGGCAAGGCAACGCGCAGCGACUUCACUAGCACAGCUGUCUCAGAACUCACUAACCCUCAGCAAGUCGAGAAGACCGAAGUGGAAAUGCAUGCCUCCAUCUGCAGACACAAUUUGCAAAGUUCACGGUGGCUGUUGCUCCGUAAAAAGCACGUUCUGCUUGGUGAAGGCAGGUGCUGUUCGGCCCUUGAUCCAGAUGCUGACAGUGGAAGAAGGUGGAGAGAGAGACGCAGGAGAAGAAGGAUGUGCAGCAGCAGCACUCACUGCUCUCGCAACUCUCCUCGAAGACGAGAUAUGGGAGAAAGGAAUCAGCUUUUUGGCUGCUGAAACGUCAGCGGUCCAAGCAAUAGUGAGAGCACUGGGAUCCAAGGAUGUCAAGGCUCAGGAGAGAGCCUUGUGGGUGCUGGAGAGGAUUUUCAGGAAUGAGGAAUUCAGGGGAGAAUAUGGGGGACCUGCUCAGGUUUUGCUGAUUGAUCUUGCCCAGACUGGUGAUCCCAGGUUGAAAUCAUCCAUUGCCAAAGUAUUGGCCCAGCUCGAGCUCCUGCAGUUCCAAUCUAGCUACUUCUAGAGCGACGUUUUCAGUUUCGAUUCGUGGUUCUUCCUAUACUUCUACAUUUGUUUUUUUUUUUUAUACUUGUAAAUCUGUCACUUGGCAUGUUUGUUUCCAUUACAUAGGAAGAGGAUCAACUCCAGUUUUAGUGUCAACCACUCUACUUGUUUUGACUGCAAAGUCUAAUUAUGAAGGGUAGAGUGUUGGAAGCUAAAAGUGGAGUGCAAAUCAUAUUCAAGUCAUACUUGUUUUGACAACUUGUGUAAAUGGUAGGCUAGCUAGUAGCUGCCCUUUGGAUUGCUCUAAUAUUAUUUGUUCUUCUCUUUGGAGCCUAAUAAUGUGGUUAGACAUAAACUCAUAAAGCUUCAUGAUUUGUGAGAUUGUAAAACAAAACUAACCUUCCAUCUUCUGAGUCGCGGU
Molecule: messenger RNA, 3375 nt
Organism: Linum tenue
Lineage: Eukaryota; Viridiplantae; Streptophyta; Magnoliopsida; Malpighiales; Linaceae
Source: the annotation of a GenBank genome assembly